Hibiscus syriacus is the source of this 952-nucleotide messenger RNA. RefSeq names its product triphosphate tunnel metalloenzyme 3-like. NCBI's taxonomy places the organism in Eukaryota, Viridiplantae, Streptophyta, Magnoliopsida, Malvales, Malvaceae. The record is from RefSeq and is a predicted model, not a curated record. The coding region runs from base 140 to 745 and encodes 201 amino acids. The transcript has 2 exons.
UCGAGGAGUCCCGUCAACCUCCACCUCCUCCCACUGCCUCCACCACCACCAACACCUCCUCUUCCUCCCUUCUGCACCUCCUCGAUCGCUCCCACCCUAACCCCACCUCCAAAGUUCAACGCAUCGGUCUUUCCCCCUAAUGGAAGUCGAAGUCAAGCUCCGCCUCCAGGACGCCGCCGCCCACCGUCAAUUAACCACCAUCCUUUCUCGUUUCCUCUCCAAAACCCUCCAUCAAGAAAACCUCUUCUUCGACACCCCAACAAAUACCCUUUCCUCCCAAUUUUCCGUUCUUCGCCUCCGCUUCCUCGACAAGGACGCCCGCUGUAUCGUUUCCCUCAAAUCCAAACCUACUCUGGUAGAUGGUGUCAGUCGCGUGGAGGAAGAUGAAGAGGAACUAGAUCCGUGUGCUGCACGCGCUUGCGUGGAUGACCCAGCGAGGUUGGCGAAGAUUGAGUCGAGGAUUCUGAAGAGGGUUAAGGAGGAGUUUGGGGUUGGAGAAGAAAUGGGAUUUGUUUGUUUAGGUGGGUUUGAGAAUAAAAGAGAGGUUUUUGAUUGGAAAAAUCUGAAGCUGGAAGUGGAUGAGACUAAGUAUGAAUUUGGGACAUGCUACGAGAUCGAAUGUGAAAGUGAGGAUCCUGAUGGCGUUAAGAAAUUGCUUGAGGAGUUUUUGAAGGAAAAUGGGGUUGCUUAUUCGUACUCUAAGAUGACAAAGUUUGCUGUUUUUAGGUCUGGGAAGUUGCCUUAGCAAAGUGAAUUUGAGGAUGUCAUGCAGUAUGAUUACCACACAAGCAAUGGUAGAGAAGGAAGGUUGAUCAUCUCUGGUGCAAAAAUAAAUUGUCACUCUCUCGUAAUGUGAUUCUGAGACUUUAUAACAUUGACAUUGGACAUUAUUAUUUGCACUUUCAAUAGACAAAGGUUGAACUGCUAAUAACAAGUCUUGUAUCCCUGCCUU